Molecule: messenger RNA, 3029 nt
Organism: Alosa sapidissima (American shad)
Lineage: Eukaryota; Metazoa; Chordata; Actinopteri; Clupeiformes; Clupeidae
Gene: wdr95
Product: WD40 repeat domain 95
Exons: 29
Coding region: 150-2972 (940 amino acids)
Molecular function (GO): protein binding; calcium ion binding
Source: RefSeq, a predicted model, not a curated record
UGAGGCAGGAGAAGCGCAGGCAUUCCCUGGCUCUGGCUGGCAGCACAAAAUCGAGCGUAGAUGCACACUUCACAGCUGACUCCACUAAUGGCCUCUGCAAGCUGAAGACUGAGCAGAGAGUGUCUUUAGAAAAUCUCAAAAAACUUCAAAUGGCUUUUGAGGACAUGGAAAUGGCUGGAACAUCAAUGGAUCUUAAACACUUUAAGCGGACUAUGAAGAUGUGUUUAAACCUGGAAAAUAUAAAAGAUUCACAAAUUCAGGAGCUCUUCAUGAAGAUUGACUACUCUGGCCAAGGCAGGAUUCAGUGGGAUGAAGUGUGUACCUAUAUGCAAAUGGAGUCCAUAGAGAAAGAGAAGUGCACACAGUUCUGCAAGCAAGUGGCAUUUACUGUCCCUGCCACCAUUAAGCCCUUAGGCCACGGCGAGCCAAUCCUAAAACUCCACAGCACCCCGGACAGGACAGUGGUCAGCCUGCGGGAGGAUGGCACGGUGUGCUACUGGAGCUCAAAGCUUCAGCUCAAGAAGAGCAAGCAUGUGUUUCAUGAGAGACCAAUGAACAGAAAACCAAAGUGGGCCACUGAUUUCAUCCUGAUGCCACAGUAUAACAAACUGCUCGUUGGAACAGGGGAAAGAGAAAUUCAAUUUUUUGAGAUGUCCUCGCUUGAGCCGUAUUGCCAAAUCAGUUCUCUGGAGACGGUGCCUCUGCAGCUGGACUACUGCUAUACCUGUCCGGAUGAAUGCGCAAUUCUAUAUGGGGAUGCACAGGGAUGCGUAAACAUAAUACUUAUGACAUCAGUUGGAGAGAUGCUUAGGACAUGGAAGAAGUUUCCUAAAGUUGAAAAUGUGCCCAAUAUUGCAAUUGACACUGCAGCCCUUUGUACAAAUGUGUCUUACAUUAGAUGGAAGGUUCACCAGGACUGGGUAACGCAGGUGAAAUAUUUAAAAAAUAUGGAAGCUGUCAUUUCUACAUCCAACCAUGACGCAUCUGCACUGGUCAUUGGUUGUGUGCAGCCCUCCACUAAUGUUGAGCACCAUCUUAGGGAGGUGAAAGAGCCCUGCUGUGAGGGGAAGCCCAGGAGGGCUCAGCCUCGGGCUUUAUGGGACCAAACAAUUUUCACAGUCCCGAAAGGGGUGACAACUUUUGAUCUUUGUAAAAAACAUAACCUCCUACUUACUGGUGGGAUGGAUAGACUUGUGCGUAUUUGGAAUCCAUAUGUUCCAGGAAAACCUACGGCUGUACUCAAAGGACACUAUGCACCCAUUUGCUAUCUCUACAUUGACACAGGGGAAAACCAUUUCUUCUCAGUGUCCAUGGACAACACUGUUAAGAUCUGGCAUGCCAUAGACCAGACAUGCUUGUUCACUGCACACCCUAGAGCCAGCCUGAUCAGUGGGGAUAUAUCUGCAGCCCUAUAUUCCCCAGCGGUGAAUACACUAUACAUUGCUACAGACUCAGUGGCCAUGUUGUCCCUUAGGACAAGACCCAAGCCCCAGCCUCGUGUGGUGGUGUCCCAUAGCGAGCCAGUGUUGUGCUGUGGGUACAGUGAAGAGUUCAGGCAGGUGGUCAGCUGCACUGAAGGAUCUGUCGUUAAGGUGUGGGACUUAGACACAGGAAGCCAGGUGUUUGAAUUUGGAGGAGCUCAUGGCCUCUCUGCCAUCACUUGUAUGACUUUUGACCCUCAAGGAAGACGAUUGGUGACAGGAGGCAGAGAUGGUUGUCUUAAAAUCUGGAACUUCAAUAAUGGUCAUUGCCUUCAGAUACUCAAAAGAGAUGGUGCCUGUGAUGAAAUAUGUGACUGCACCUACCUUAAAGUCCACAGGAACAUGUUUGUGAUGUGUGCUGGCUGGAGUCAAAGGCUUGACAUGUAUGCUGAUACUCCAGAUGGCACACCCUAUAUCCAGAAGCCUCAACCAUACUGGCAGGAUGAUCUGAGCAGAGGUCACAAAGAUGACAUCUUGUGCAUUGCUCAGUGUCCACCAUCUCUGCUAGCCACUGGAAGCUGUGACGGGGAGAUCAUUGUCUGGAGUCUGGCAUCAGGACACAUCCAGAGCCGUUUCCUCUCUCCUGUAACUGGUGCACACACAGACACUGGUUUGGAUAGAAGUGUGAGAUGCCUUGCUUUCUUGAGGACUCGAACCCUGCACGUCGACUAUCCCUCUGCAGCCUGUCUUAUUUCAUCUGGACCCCAUGGCUACGUUUUUUUCUGGAAUGUCUUGAUUGGAGGAAGAGUCUUUGCCAAGUUUGAGGCAUCUAAAUUCAAACUGCAGAUUACAAAAGUGACAGUGACCAAUGAUGACAGCAAGUUGUAUUCUGGAGAUGAAGUGGGCUAUGUUUAUAUAUAUGACAUAAAAACAUAUGCUAUUCAUCCAGAACACAAAAAACCAAAGAUUGAAAACUACUGGCGAGCACAUAUCAAUGGCAUAACAGGAUUAGAGAUUUUGGAUAAUAGUUUAGUACUCACUUCCUCUACUGACUGCACUGUACGGCUAUGGACAGUCUGUGGAGAAUUUAUAGGAACAUUUGGGCAGCCAGAGGCCUGGAGUUUACAUAUUCCAUCAUCCUGGAAACACCCUGCCGUGCCCUAUGACAUUCUGAUAGACCCGUUAAGUAUGCCCAGUCACAGCAGUUUGAACACAGAAACCAGCACUAAAGACAUUAUCCACAAACAGGAUCAAAACAAGUUUGAAUCCCAAAGUAAGCUGAAAUCCCCCCCACCAUUCAUCAGUGAUGCAGACAUUGAGACGGAUGUGAAGAGCCCCCUUUGUCCAGAGCAACUUGGGAAACGGCUUCGUCAUGAAAUUUUCAAAAAUGCUAGCCAGUUUCCUAACCAUGGAGGACCCAAGGCAUAUCAUACACUUAAGUACUUUGAUAUUGCACCGACUUCAGCCAUGUGCGAGCGACCUGAUCUUUCACUCGCUGGAACUGAUCCGUUUAUAUCAAACUCUUUGCUGGAGGAGCCGCAGCAGUCCUAGUGCAUUAUGUUGUCUCAGCCCAGAGAUCACCUUAUCAUUUGGACUGAUUCUCAUAUG